ACCUCCUCUGAUAGCUAGUUAGCAGUAGCUACCUAGGUAGAUGCCUUUACAGAAAAAGGCGCAGUCUUUUGGCCAAGUCGUUUUACAAACCUCAACAUAUCCGAAAAAAAGUUGCUAAUAUUACAAUACAAUAUUGUGGGUUCACAUGUAUGUGUUUAAUCAGCUAAUGGUAGAUAGUCAGUUUCUCCUUUAGCAAUUUAGCUAGCUAGCCAUCUAGCUGUGCUAGCCAAGCCUGUCAAUUCAGCGGAUGAACUUGGUAUUCUGUGAAGACGCCGACAUCAGGCGUAGGGCCGUGUGAGGAAGCUGACAAAAUAUAUUGGGAGUAUUCAACUAGCUAGCAAGACGUGAUUGAUUUUAACAGCAACAUAACAUUUUACCUGCGCAUUUAUUUAUGAAAUGUUCAGAACGUUAGCGUUCGGAUCACAACCAAACACCAUGGAUCAGAAUGACAAAAGGAGUUGCACGAAUGAAACUCAUACAUUUACUGGUGUCCAGUCACUUCACUGAGGGACCACGACACUUGAUUUCUGGACAAGUACUCGCCGCCACAAUGAGAUAAUACAGCAGCAGAUAAUACAGCCGUGACAUUCGUCCACCCUGAGUUAAUUUCCACAAUCCAACAUGACCACACCAGCUCUACUGCCACUGUCGGGCCGCAGGAUACCCACCCUGUCACCCGGUGCCGCCUCAUUCCCACACCACAGGGCCACCCUGAGACUCUCAGAGAAGUUUAUCCUGCUCCUCAUCCUCAGUGCCUUCAUCACUUUAUGCUUUGGAGCUUUCUUCUUCCUCCCGGACAACUCAAAACACAAGCGCUUCGACCUGGGCUUGGAAGACGUGCUGAUUCCGCACAUCGAGGCGCCCAAAGGUGCUAAGCAUCCUGGUGGACAGGUGGUCAUUCAUGGACAGGGGGACCAUGAUGAACACAGACACAGGGAGGAGGAGGAGAGCCUGCGGGAUAAGAUCCGAGCGGACCACGAGCGGGCGUUGCAGGAAGCAAAGGAGAAGCUGAGGAAGUCCCGGGACGAGCUGCGAGCUGAGAUCCAGACAGAGAAGAGCAAAGUGCUGGAGGACCUGAAGAAGGAGGGGCCCAAGCCGUUACCGCCGGUCCCCAUGCCCAAGGUGGUGGGGGUCAACGAUGGAGACCCUGGGGAGCCCGACAUCAAGGAGAAACGAGACAAGAUCAGAGAGAUGAUGAAGCAUGCGUGGGACAGCUACAGACAGUACGGAUGGGGACACAACGAGCUGAAACCUCUCGCCAAGAAAGGACAUUCCACCAAUAUCUUUGGUAAUUCCCAGAUGGGGGCCACCAUAGUGGACGCCUUAGACAGCCUGUACAUGAUGGGACUUCACGAUGAGUUCAAGGACGGACAAGAGUGGAUAGAGCAGAACCUGGACUUCAGUGUGAACGCUGAGGUGUCUGUCUUCGAGGUCAACAUCCGCUUCAUUGGAGGACUGCUUGCUGCCUAUUACCUCUCAGGACAGGAGGUGUUUAAGGUGAAGGCGGUUCAGUUGGCUGAGAAGCUGCUCCCAGCCUUCAACACUCCCACAGGCAUCCCCUGGGCCAUGGUCAACCUCAAGAGUGGUGUGGGUCGUAACUGGGGCUGGGCGUCAGCAGGCAGUAGUAUCCUAGCAGAGUUUGGAACCCUCCACAUGGAGUUUGUCCACCUCACUUACCUCACCGGGAACCCUGCAUACUAUCAGAAGGUGAUGCACAUACGGAAGCUGCUUGCCAAAAUGGACCGACCCAACGGGCUCUACCCAAACUAUCUGAACCCUCGUACCGGCCGCUGGGGCCAACACCAUACAUCAGUUGGAGGUCUGGGAGACAGUUUCUAUGAGUACCUGCUGAAGGCCUGGCUCAUGUCAGACAAGACCGACACAGAGGCACGCAAGACCUACGACGACGCUAUCGAGGCCAUCGAGCGUCACCUGAUCCGUAAGUCCAACGGCGGCCUGACGUUCAUCGGGGAGUGGAAGAACGGCCACCUGGAGAGGAAGAUGGGUCACCUGACGUGCUUUGCCGGGGGGAUGUUCGCUCUGGGGGCCGACGGCUCGCCUGACGACAAGGCUGGACACUACCUACAGCUGGGGGCUGAGAUCGCACACACCUGCCACGAGUCCUACGACCGCACCGUGUUGAAGCUGGGUCCGGAGGCCUUUAAGUUUGACAGUGGUCUGGAGGCAGUGGCAGUACGUCAGAAUGAGAAGUACUACAUCCUGAGGCCAGAGGUCAUCGAGACCUACUGGUACAUGUGGAGGUUCACCCACGACCCCAAGUACAGGCAGUGGGGCUGGGAAGCAGCACAGGCCAUUGAUAAGUACUGCAGGGUCAGCGGUGGGUUCUCUGGGGUCAAGGACGUCUACUCGUCCAACCCAACCUACGACGAUGUCCAGCAGAGCUUCUUCCUGGCCGAGACGCUCAAGUAUCUGUACCUGUUGUUCUCCAGUGAUGAGCUGAUGCCUUUGGAGAGCUGGGUGUUCAACACGGAGGCCCACCCCCUGCCGGUACUGCACCUUGCCAACCUCACCCUCCCAGGGAGCCAGGCCCAGCGGUAGAGACCAGGGGGCCACAGCGGCCCUGUCUGCCUCCAUCUCUCCCUCUCACUGCUACAGACAGCAGAAGGAGAGAGCUCAGACCACUGCAGAGUGGAGGGCACUGAAACAAUAGCCUUUCUCGCUCUUCUUUAAUUCUCUGGCUCGUACUCUUUCUAUAGCUCUCUCUGCUUCUCGUCAGGACGGAGGGUGCGUUCGACUUUUGUGAUUGGCUGGGAAGUCCUCCUAUUCGUCGUUACUUUUUUGUUGAAACACAGAGCCACAAUCAGGAAGCUUGAUUGUUUUGGCCAAACUGUCUCAUAAUGGAUGCGCACAGGAGCAAGACAGUGUGUACCAACAAACAGACAGAUGGACCUUCCUCUGAAGGGAUAUGUAUGUUUCAGACAGACUGACAGUCAAACCGAAGACUAUGGGGUUUGUUUUCUUUUGUCAUUUUGUGUCCUGGACGCUGAUUGGCGGGGACACGACAGACUGCAACCGUCCUAGUCCUUCUGCCAUUUCCUGUUUACUGUCUUACUCUGAACUUUGACCUGGAACUGUAUCAGUGUCACUUUGUGGACGGGAGCAACGGCUUCAUGCCUACCCUUCUGGAACCUUGAAAAGUGGACCGGUGAUAUGGACCUAUUUUCCAUAGCAUUUUCUAUGCUACAUUCUGCCGUUCCUGUAUACUUUCUCCUCUUUUGUCUCUUUCUGUCACACUCUCUCUCGCUCUGUAUCUCCCUCUCCUUCCAUCUCCUAUGAUUAGCAGGUGACGUAGCUUAGCCUGGCCUCAUGCUGUUGCUGCUAUUCAACCGAUGCUGCAUCUCUACCUUGUCUUACCACCAUUCCAACUCCCUCCAUCUUCUCUUUCUUGUCAUUCUUCUUCACUUCUCCAAUCACGCCUUUCUAGACUGGUAAACUUCCGUUCCUGUCUUUUCCAUAAAUCACCACCGCUCCACAGGCAGAUUGGGACAAGGCUUGUUUUGGCAGUGUUUUCUGUCUGCUGAUUAAAUGGCCCCUAUAGAUAAAUUGUUAUGCACUUUGUUGUUUGUAUUACUAAGAGGGAAAAGAGUUACACCACUGUCGGAGCUGAAGACACAAAGCCCUCCAUUUAUAAUCUCUGUGUCUUUGACAAGGACCCAUAGUGUUGCACUGCCACUUAUGGGGAGGGCCUGGAGUUGUUACUGUUUAGGAACAACUCCUCACCCUGCUGAUAGGAUUCUACCCAAACUGUUUCUUGUUCUUAUCCUAAUCACCACUCUCAAAUUAGGACUUUGCCUCAGUCACCUGUGCAAUGAGUGUAAUGAGUGUAUGUUGAAUGUUAAGGCAUUCAUUCUCUAUGGACUUGUGUGUUCUAAAUUGAUCUAUUGUGUUUUGUGUGAAUGUGGUUCCUGCAACAGUAGAUGGAACGCAAGGAAGUCUGCUGUGUUCAGUGAUGAAUCUGUGAUUGGUGUGUUGAUGUGGAUGGGGAGGGGAAUACUUUAGGUUUAGGGGCUGAAGGUAACACUAGGAAAUAGAACGGUACCUUGCAAGAAAUAACAUUUUUGUUGGACCUAUACAUUAAUUUAAAGCCUUAUCAAGUGUUACUACGUGAUGCCUUUCUCCAAUACUGUGCUUUUUCAUUAUAAUUUUUUUACAAAAAGUUAUUCAUACACCAGUUCCUUUUCUAUGAGCCACCCUGCUGUCCCUCUAGCAGAGACACCCUGCUGUCCCUCUAGCAGAGACACCCUGCUGUCCCUCUAGCAGAGACACCCUGCUGUCCCUCUAGCAGAGACACCCUGCUGUCCCUCUAGCAGAGACACCCUGCUGUCCCUCUAGCAGAGACACCCUGCUGUCCCUCUAGCAGAGACACCCUGCUGUCCCUCUAGCAGAGACACCCUGCUGUCCCUCUAGCAGAGACACCCUGCUGUCCCUCUAGCAGAGACACCCUGCUGUCCCUCUAGCAGAGACACCCUGCUGUCCCUCUAGCAGAGACACCCUGCUGUCCCUCUAGCAGAGACACCCUGCUGUCCCUCUAGCAGAGACACCCUGCUGUCCCUCUAGCAGAGACACCCUGCUGUCCCUCUAGCAGAGACACCCUGCUGUCCCUCUAGCAGAGACACCCUGCUGUCCCUCUAGCAGAGACACCCUGCUGUCCCUCUAGCAGAGACACCCUGCUGUCCCUCUAGCAGAGACACCCUGCUGUCCCUCUAGCAGAGACACCCUGCUGUCCCUCUAGCAGAGACACCCUGCUGUCCCUCUAGCAGAGACACCCUGCUGUCCCUCUAGCAGAGACACCCUGCUGUCCCUCUAGCAGAGACACGAUGAUGAUGAUGAUGGGCUGAUUACAGAACCACUCACCUUGCCAAUCAAUAAAGCCAUACAAUGUGUGUCUCUGUUUAGCUAAUUGGUUGGUUUCUGUCACUCAUUUCUCAUGUGUUCACUUAGUACCACCUGGCUGCACAUAUAUAACACCUGUCCCACCAUCUCAACAUUCCUUUUUACUCUGGCACACCCUUUCUACUCCUUCAUAUCCCUACAAUUUUCUAUUUGUCUCUUUCUCUCCAGCUAUCCCUCCUCCUGUCCCCAUCUGUUGGCAGCUCAGUGUCUCCGUCUCGUGGUGGAGGCAGUAGCAGCAGCCUACUGGUGUAGAACGUUAUGAAGUAUAUGUAUCACUGUUCGCCCCCCUGUCCCCACCUUACUCUCUGACAUUACUGCUUUCUGUCUGCGGAGGAAGCCCAGGCCUCCUUUGGCGCUGUCAGUCGCCGUGAGGAUGUUGAUUUUGGGAAAAAAGUGUUCUGUAUUUGUAUUUUUACUGAACAAAAAAAGACAUGUAAAUAUGUUUAAAUGAGACACAAAUUCAAUAAAGAUGUUAUGAAAAGUGAACAGAAUAACUAAA
Molecule: messenger RNA, 5413 nt
Organism: Salvelinus fontinalis (brook trout)
Lineage: Eukaryota; Metazoa; Chordata; Actinopteri; Salmoniformes; Salmonidae
Product: mannosyl-oligosaccharide 1,2-alpha-mannosidase IB
Exons: 15
Coding region: 622-2559 (645 amino acids)
Biological process (GO): carbohydrate metabolic process; N-glycan processing
Cellular component (GO): endoplasmic reticulum; Golgi membrane; extracellular exosome
Molecular function (GO): calcium ion binding; mannosyl-oligosaccharide 1,2-alpha-mannosidase activity
Source: RefSeq, a predicted model, not a curated record